Drosophila obscura is the source of this 2648-nucleotide messenger RNA. It is a transcript of the gene Ca-beta, whose product is annotated as voltage-dependent L-type calcium channel subunit beta-2. The coding region runs from base 454 to 2562 and encodes 702 amino acids. Gene Ontology annotation, molecular function: protein binding; high voltage-gated calcium channel activity. The record is from RefSeq and is a predicted model, not a curated record. Gene Ontology annotation, biological process: regulation of voltage-gated calcium channel activity; calcium ion transmembrane transport; neuromuscular junction development. Gene Ontology annotation, cellular component: voltage-gated calcium channel complex. NCBI's taxonomy places the organism in Eukaryota, Metazoa, Arthropoda, Insecta, Diptera, Drosophilidae. The transcript has 10 exons.
CGCUCUAAACUGGUCUAUAUAUCCAAGUGGAUCCUAUACAUAUAUAUAUGUUCAUAUAGAUCCGCAUUCAUUACGACUCGCAUUUUGUGCAUAUUUCCAGUAUUUGUUGCCAUUGCUCGGAUGGUGUGUGGCAAGUGCUUCUCAAUCGUUGCCAUGUGUCCGGCUCUGUCUCUGGCUCCCGGCCCAGCAUGACCCAAUUCUUGUCGCGUGUGUGUGAGUGUGAGUGUCUUGGGCAUUUAACGAUUGCCAUUAAGGCACUUGGCCAUAGCGCCUGAGUGUUUGUUUAUAUUGCCUCGCGACCGCAGAGCGAUUCCAAAAAUGAUUGCAUAAUUUAUUUGGGGACAAUUCGCAAUUGGCGCGCGGUACAAGUGAAAAGUGACCCACUCCACUCGGUGGCGUUCUGAUUCUGAUUGUUAUUCGAUAGUGAUUUUGUGUGAGUGAUUCGAGGCAGCCAUGAAGAAACUGCACCUGGGGGCCAAACACAAGGCCAAGUCCUACAAGCCUUUUCGGAAUAACAAAAAUCGUCGGGGUUCUGCCGACUCGAACUACUCACAACCGUCAUCCGAUCUGUCGCUAGACGAGGAAAAGGAAUCGCUUCGGCGAGAAAAGGAACGUCAGGCCUUAAGCCAGUUGGAUAAAGCGAGGAGCAAACCAGUGGCGUUCGCUGUGCGAACCAACGUAGCAUACGAUGGCGCUAUCGACGACGAUUCGCCCGUACAGGGUGGCGCCGUUUCAUUCGAGAUCAGGGAGUUCCUGCACAUCAAAGAGAAGUAUGACAAUAACUGGUGGAUCGGACGGCUGGUCCGAGAAGGCAGUGAUGUGGGCUUCAUACCCAGCCCCGCUAAGCUAGACAACAUUCGUAUGCAGAACCAAACCAGACCCUCAAGACUGUAUGGCACAAAGGGCUCGUCGAGCGGCAAUUUGGGUGCGGGAGGCCAAGCAGGUGCGGAGCCAUCACGAGGUAGCACACCCCCCACACCUGAUCCCUACAGUACAACACCGCGAAAGAAAAAAACAGAUUCUGCGGGACAGGGACGUCACGGGAAGACACCACUGGCAACGCCGCCCAACAAGGAGAAGCGCAAGCCGUUCUUCAAGAAGCAGGAAACCGCCAGCCCGUACGAUGUGGUGCCAUCGAUGCGUCCCGUCGUCCUAGUGGGUCCAAGCCUUAAGGGUUACGAAGUAACCGACAUGAUGCAGAAGGCGCUCUUCGACUUCCUUAAGCACCGUUUCGAGGGUCGCAUCAUCAUUACGCGCGUGAUGGCCGACAUUUCACUGGCGAAGCGCUCCAUCUUGAACAAUCCAUCAAAGCGGGCCAUUAUGGAGCGAUCGAGCAGUCGCUCCGAUAAUCUUGGCAAGGUGCAGGAGGAGAUCGAGCGCAUCUUCGAGCUGGCCCGCUCGCUCCAGUUAGUCGUACUCGAUUGUGAUACAAUCAAUCAUCCGUCACAAUUAGCAAAAACUUCAUUAGCGCCAACAGUAGUGUACUUAAAGAUUAGUAGUAGUAAGGUUUUACAGCGUUUGAUCAAAUCACGCGGCAAAUCGCAGGCGAAAAACCUCUCCGUUCAAAUGGUUGCCGCCGAAAAGUUAUCCCAAUGUCCACCGGAAAUGUUCGAUGUAAUUCUAGACGAGAACCAACUGGAAGAUGCCUGUGAGCACAUAGCCGAGUACUUGGAGACCUACUGGAAGGCCACACAUCCCGACAUACGUGCUGUGGCGCCGAUAGCCAGACCACUGCCGCAGGAGGCUUCCCCAUCGGCGGAUGCGGCACGCCUCGGACCAACACCACCAGUAGAUGGCGAGGAGUUCAUCGAUGAGCAGGAUCCCCGCGGCAUGUCGGGGAUGACGAGUGGGGAACGCGAGGGUAGCCGGGAGCGUGAUCGGGAACGGGAUCAUGACAGCAGGGAGAGGGAACGCGAUCGGGAGCGGGAACGUGACUACUGGGACAGGGAGUUCAACAGAGAUCGCAGCUCAAAGGACAGGGAGAGAGAUCUGGAGUGGGAGCGGGAGCGGGCGCGCGAGUGGGAGAGAGAGCGAGAAAGAGAUUGGGAUAGAGAGUUCGAUUGGGACCAAGGAGGAAGCAGCUCGUAUCACCACACAAGCCGACGGCAGACCACGGCGGGACGCCACCAGGAGCGGGGCGGUGGCGUCGGAGCCGGCGGCUAUGAGCGGGACCGCGAACGGGAGCGCUACGAGCGGCGAGAGCGAGACCUCAUGCACUACGAUCUGAACAGUGACGAGCUGCUGGACGAGCGAAACUUUGAGUAUCCGGCGAUGCGCAGUGGGCCGAGCGGCGCCUCACACCACGGCCACCUGUCGCGGGGCGGGCGGCUAAUGGACGACCAGGAGUUCGAGCGGGAGGAGCCACAGAUCAGGAUGACCAGCUCACGCUAUGGCCCAUCGACGAGGAUCGACGAUCCGCGCGAUCUGCCGCGCGAUUUGCCACGCGAUCUGCCGCGCGAUCUGCCGCGCGAUCUGCCGCGCGGGGCCGCCGUUGUCGAUCGCGAUGAAUACAGUCCGCACAGAGGUGGUGGGAGUAGUAGGAGAAUGCUGAAUGCCAUGUAGGAAUCGUGGAUAUAGGGGUGGGAUCAGAUCGAUUCGAGAGCGCCAGGUUUAAAGGAAGCACGCGACAAUAGUUUUGAUCUUGACAU